Molecule: messenger RNA, 1410 nt
Organism: Tauraco erythrolophus (red-crested turaco)
Lineage: Eukaryota; Metazoa; Chordata; Aves; Musophagiformes; Musophagidae
Source: RefSeq, a predicted model, not a curated record
GUGCGGGCCCUGGUGGGCAACCUCGACACUCUGUUCACCGCCCUGGGCCUGCGGGAGGAGAGCUUCGCCGUGGGGACCCUCAGCAGGGUCAUCGCUGCUGAGCUGGCAAGCUAUGCCCCAGCCAGGAACAGGAGAAGGACGGCCACCAACAAGGCCUCUGUCAUCUUCGUGGACAGGACAUUGGACCUCGCUGGAGCAGUGGGUCAUCAUGGUGACAAUCUUGCAGAGAAGAUACUUUCUGUGCUUCCCAGGCUUCCUGGCCACAAGACCGAUGUGAUGGUUAACAUGGUGGAACUUACAGCACUGCAGACUACAGAUGAAACUUGCAGUAUUAUAGCACCUGGCUGCUUGGCACAACCAAAUGAUCCAGCUGCCCAAGCUCUCUGGGAGUCCUUCAUGAACGUCAAACAAAAGGAAGCUGUGAUGGAGGCCAGGAGACACCUUGUGGAGGCUGCAAGCAGAGAAAAUUUACCUGUUUUUCUUUCCACAGGCAGAGUCACUCCAGAACAGCUCAGCUCAUACAUUCAGCUUUUCAGAAAUAAUCUCAAAGCUUUGGAGAACCAUUGUGGUCUUCUACAGCUUGUGCUGGCCAUGGUCCAGACUUUGAAACACCCCCAGACUUCCAAAUGGGACAACUUCCUUGCCUUUGAGAGAUUACUUCUGCAGACUAUUGGUGAGUCAGAAAUGCCCAGUGUUUUGAACCAGUUAUUGCCAAUGAUCAGGUCUUACAACGAGAGGACGAAAGAUGAUUACAGCUGCGAGGACUUCCUUGUCUUGCUGGUAUACAUGUAUUCUGUGGUUGGAGAACUCAAAAGUGGAAAAGAGCUGGACAUAGCUGAAGAAAAGGUGAAAAAGGCCCUAGUCAAGGCCAUUUGUGAUGAGCCAGAGCCUUCUCCUGUGUUGCAGAAAAUAACAGGCUGUAACUCGUCACUGAACCUGACAUCUCAGAAAGCCACAGAUGCAGUGGACGAUAUCUUUCGGUCCCUCAGGGAUAUUGCAAGAGCUCGAAUGCACAUGAAACAGUUUAAUUCCAUAUAUAAUCCAGGCAGCAACACCCACCAGGCUUCUUACAAACCGCUGCUGAAACAGAUAGUGGAAGAGAUCUGUAAUCCUGAUCGACCUGAUCCUGUUGAUAUUGAGCAUAUGUCAUCAGGCCUCACUGAUCUCCUUAAAACUGGAUUCAGCAUGUUCAUGAAGGUGAAUCGCCCUCACCCUGGUGAUCAUCCUCUUCUGAUCAUCUUCAUGGUUGGUGGAGUGACAGUCUCUGAGGUCAAAAUGGUGAAGGAUCUGGUAGCAACACGCAAACCUGGUACCCAGGUGAUGGUGCUCUCCUCCGCACUCCUGACUCCACGUAGUGCUAUUGAGUUGUUGUUUGCCACAGACCGUCUCCAGCCUGACACCGAUAUCUGA